AUGCGUCUUCUUAUCCUUCUUCUUCGUCAUCGUUGCAUCGUCAUGAACACCCAACCUCUCAGACAUCUACCUUACAUGAGUUCAUGCACACCUGACUUCCUCCACCACCUCCCCUCACUUCCUUUUACUCGCCUCAUCCUACUAACUGCUGAACCACCAACGCCAACACCAACACCUCACCAGGAAAGCGACACACCAGCGCGUGACAAAACACCCACUGGCAAAUGCAACAAUCAAGUGUUUGUGGCCCUAAAGAGGGCCGUCGUCACGUUCACUGUUGUCUUUGUUAUUGUUGUUGAUGAUGAAGGUGUUUGGGGGUGGACGAUGGGCUGGGGCUGA
Molecule: messenger RNA, 339 nt
Organism: Mesocestoides corti
Lineage: Eukaryota; Metazoa; Platyhelminthes; Cestoda; Cyclophyllidea; Mesocestoididae
Source: the annotation of a GenBank genome assembly